This is a messenger RNA of Impatiens glandulifera, 1681 nucleotides long. Its product is annotated as serine/threonine protein phosphatase 2A 57 kDa regulatory subunit B' kappa isoform-like. Gene Ontology annotation, biological process: signal transduction. NCBI's taxonomy places the organism in Eukaryota, Viridiplantae, Streptophyta, Magnoliopsida, Ericales, Balsaminaceae. The transcript has 2 exons. Gene Ontology annotation, cellular component: protein phosphatase type 2A complex. The record is from RefSeq and is a predicted model, not a curated record. Gene Ontology annotation, molecular function: protein phosphatase regulator activity. The coding region runs from base 1 to 1527 and encodes 508 amino acids.
AUGCUUAAGCAAAUCCUAAGUAAAAUCCCUCGCAAAUCAUCAAGAUCCGAAACCACAACCGAUUCCUCCGCCGCCGCCGCCGACAACAACUCCAACAACAAUCCUCCGCCAGACGGAUUUCCCUUUACCAACAGCUGCAAUGUAGUCUCAGUCAGACUAAACGCCAUCAAAAGGAUGUCCUCCUCAAUCUUCCCAGCCAGCCUCACAACAACAACAUCAACAACAAACGCAGCAGCCGAAACCAUCAUAGACCCUGAUCUACCCUUCAAGAAUGUAUCAAAUUCCGACAAACAAAACCUAUUCAUAGCCAAGCUCAACUUCUGUUCUUCUUCCACCUCUCCUAAAACAUUCGAUUUCAUCCAUCCAGACAAAGAUCUCAAACGAAAAAUACUCAUAGAUCUAGUCGAAUUCGUGGGUUCCGAUUCAGCAAAGUUCACCGAAUCAUCAAUCGAAUCAAUCUGCAAAAUGUGUUCAUCAAACUUAUUCAGAUCUUUCCCACCCAAAUCAACUUCACACACCAACAACCGCACCGAAUCAGACGACGAAGAUCCAAUCUUCGAUCCAGCCUGGACACAUUUACAGCUUGUUUACGACAUACUCCUCCGUUUCAUCAACUCAAACUCUCUCGACAUCAAAUUGGCCAAGAAAUUCAUAAACCAUUCCUUCAUUUCUAAACUCCUCGAUCUAUUCGAGUCCGACGAUCCAAGAGAAAGAGACUGUCUCAAAACGAUCCUCCAUCGCGUUUACGGCAAGUUCAUGGUUCAUCGUCCCUUCAUUCGUAAAUCCGUCAGCAACGUCUUCUACAGAUUCGUUAUCGAGACCGAACGACAUAACGGAAUUGCUGAGCUUUUGGAGAUAUUUGGAAGUGUAAUAAGCGGUUUUGCUGUUCCUUUGAAGGAGGAACACAGGAUAUUUCUAUGUCGGGCUUUGAUUCCGUUACAUAAGCCGAAAACCGUUGGGAUUUAUCAUCAGCAGUUGACUUAUUGUAUCGUUCAGUUUGUCGAGAAAGAUCCGAAGCUGGUUAGUUACGUGAUUAAAGGUAUCUUGAAGUAUUGGCCCGUUACGAAUACCCAGAAGCAGUUAAUGUUCUUGAGUGAAUUGGAAGAACUCCUCGAGAUGAUAAACAUAGUAGAGUUUGAGAAAGUGGCUGUCCCUCUGUUUUCUCGAAUAAGAUCCUGUCUCAACAGCUCCCAUUUUCAGGUAGCGGAAAGAGCUCAUUUCAUGUGGAACAAUGACCACGUCCUGAAACUUAUAAUGCAGAACAGGCAAGUAAUAUUACCUCUAGUAUUCUCCGCCUUGGAAUGGAACACUAAGAACCAUUGGAACAAAACAGUUCUUAACCUGACGCAAAAUGUCAGAUCGAUGUUCAGCGAAGUAGACGAAGAACUAGUGAUUGCAUGCCGCGAUAAGAUUCAAGAGGAAGAUUCCAAGUCGGUUGAUGAGGCCGAGAGACGAAGAUUGACAUGGGAGCGGUUGGAAAUAACUGCCCUUGGUAAUAUCUCUGCAUGCAUAGCUGCUACUUGCUGAAUCCUCCUUCUGUGUUGUUGUUUUGUAGUCUAUGUAUUUUCCGAGUUUCAUAAUUGUAAACAUUUAGUGUAUUUGUGUUUCACGCUAAUGAAUAUGCAUGUCCUUUUGCCAAUAAUAAAUAAGUUUAUGUCAAAUGCACGCUUUUUUCCUUGCA